Neltuma alba is the source of this 2603-nucleotide messenger RNA. Its product is annotated as wall-associated receptor kinase-like 20. Bases 553 to 2469 code for a protein of 638 amino acids. Gene Ontology annotation, molecular function: polysaccharide binding; ATP binding; protein kinase activity. The transcript has a single exon. Gene Ontology annotation, biological process: protein phosphorylation. Lineage: Eukaryota; Viridiplantae; Streptophyta; Magnoliopsida; Fabales; Fabaceae. The record is from RefSeq and is a predicted model, not a curated record.
AAUGGUGGCCCUGCAUGAAAUUUUAUGAUGCUUGUCUCACCAUUGCUGCCAUCCUUCUCAAUAGUGUAGGUUGAAGCCUAUGUCGGGUCUACAUGGAACCUUUGCUUGUGUUUAUGGCAUCAUGUUCCUAUAUCUGAAAAAAUAAAUGAGAAAAUAUUGACACUUGCACAUGGACUUCGUAGUGCGAGGCCCAUAAUGUUGUGGUAUAUUUUAUUAUGCCUUGAUGGGCAGUUUCUUCACUUUAAUCAUAUUCUGCUCGAUUAGAUUAAAGAAAGAACUCUUCAAAACCGAAGUAGUAAAUGCUGAAGCCUUUUCUAAAUGCAAAUUCCCAAUCUAGAGAAAACAGCUAGAAAUGCCGCCCUAUCACUGUGAAGGGUAUCAACUGGUCCCAUAAAUCUCCAAAAUUUGUCAUGGCAUUCCAUAUAGAUUCUUUAGCCAACUUUCUAAUUUGCAUCGCGCCCACUUUAUUCCAGUGCAGUAGCCCUUCUAUUUAUCCUUCGUUCUUCCUAUCUGUAACGUGUGAUCAAUUAGUCAUCCCCUUGUUCAUGCAGAAUGAUCGCUAAACCAAACAUAAGUUCACGCUUCCAAUUUAGCUAUGUCCUCCUCCUUUUAUCUUUCCUGAGUCAUCAUUGUACUUCUCAAAAGACUUGCCCAAACUGUGGUUCCUUACAAAUUCCAUAUCCUUUAAGCACUGACCCUAGCUGUGGUGAUCCAUCCUAUAGCCUUCACUGUGAUCCCAAAUCUAAAAAACUCUACUUUAACACCCUCAAUGGAAGUUCCUAUUCCGUUCUCAGAAUUAUGUCUUCGAUCCAACGCUUGGUGGUGCAGCCAUCACCUUGGCUUUCUAGUUCAUGUGUUACCCAAGAUAUGCCUGUAAGUGGUGGCUUCUCGUUAAACGAGUCACUUCCUUUCAAAAUAACUUCAUCCAACACAGUCUUCCUCUUUAACUGCUCACCUCGCCUGUUGGUUUCUCCUCUCAAUUGCACUUCUUCUAGUCUCUGUCACCGUUACUUGGAGAGCUCAGGACAUGUUGACAGCAAAAGAGCUCUUCAGUGUGCCAGUGGUGUUGGCCCUUGUUGCACCUUUGUUCCAGGUGGGAUGCCUUCAGCAUACAAGAUACGCCUUCACAGCUCUGGCUGUAAAGCGUUCAGAAGCAUCCUUCAUUUAGAUGCAGAGAAACCUGCUUACCAGUGGGAGGAAGGUCUUGAAAUUCAAUGGGCUUCUCCUCCUGAACCUCUCUGCAGGGCGCAGCAAGAUUGCUCUGGAGCUUCUAUCUGUUCCCCACCUGAAAAAAAUGGUGUCUUUCGCUGUCUUUGCAAGGUAGAAUACCAUUGGGACCCUAUGGCUGCAACUUGCUUGAAGAACAAGAAAAAACCUAAAUCACGGGUCAGCUUAACAGUCUCGACUGUGGUUGUAACUUUUUUUUGUCUAGCCACAGUUGUGGCCAUCAUCUUAAGGAGGUCCUGGAAGCUCUCUUACCGGUCAAAGCACGCAAAGACAAUAGAAGAUGUGAUAAAGUCAAAUUCUGGAGAGACACCUGCUAGGAUGUUUAAACUGAAGGAGGUGAUAAAAAUAACAAAUGGAUUUUCUAAAGACAGAAUUUUGGGGAAUGGUGGGUUUGGGGAAGUCUACAGAGGUGAACUUCAAGAUGGGACAGUCGUGGCUGUGAAGAAAGCUAGAUUGGGCAACCUCAAAAGCAUCCAACAGAUACUAAACGAGGUUGCAAUUCUAUCUCAAGUCAAUCACAAGAACCUAGUCAGGCUCCUAGGUUGCUGUGUAGAAUCUGAGCAACCUCUGAUGAUCUAUGAGUACAUCUCAAACGGGACCCUCCACGACCAUCUUCAUGGUAGGUAUUCUAACUUCCUAGACUGGAAAACGAGGCUGAAGGUUGCUUUUCAAACUGCUGAAUCAUUGGCGUAUCUUCAUUCUGCUGCACAUACUCCCAUUUACCAUAGAGAUGUGAAGUCCACAAACAUACUGCUAGAUGAUGAAUUUAACGCUAAAGUUGCAGAUUUUGGGCUCUCCAGAUUGGCUAACCCAGGACUUAGUCAUGUGUCAACCUGUGCUCAGGGAACAUUGGGCUAUUUGGAUCCUGAGUAUUACCGCAACUACCAGUUAACUGAUAAAAGUGAUGUUUAUAGUUAUGGGGUUGUGUUGCUGGAGCUUUUAACUUCCCAGAAGGCCAUAGAUUUCUCAAGAGAGCAAGAUGAUGUAAACCUAGCAAUUUUUGUUAGUCAACGUGCCAGCAACGGGUCAAUCAUGGAACUGGUAGAUCAGAGGCUCCUAGUGUCUAAGGAAGCGUCUGACGAUAAAGUGAAAACAAGCGUACAACUUUUCUCAGAGCUAGCACUCAGCUGCCUGAGAGAAAAGAAAAGCGAAAGGCCAAGUAUGAAGGACAUUGUUCAACACCUUCAGAGCAUCAUUAAAAUUAUAGAUCAAGUGAGGAAUAGUGAUCAGGUAUCUGUUUAAGUGUGCUGUGUAACCCGUAUGCCCCUGCACUAGCUACAAUGUUUUUUUUUUUCACCUUUAUUGGCCACCUAGCAAUAUUUAUAUUUGAGUUUAGAUGAACGUUAUUGUGUACGAAGCUAUAAUAUUGUUAGAUA